Molecule: messenger RNA, 556 nt
Organism: Zingiber officinale
Lineage: Eukaryota; Viridiplantae; Streptophyta; Magnoliopsida; Zingiberales; Zingiberaceae
Exons: 1
Coding region: 8-556 (182 amino acids)
Molecular function (GO): protein dimerization activity
Source: RefSeq, a predicted model, not a curated record
UCAAGAGAUGAGUAAUCGGUUUUCAGAAUCAAGUACGGAGGUACUUACUUGCAUUGCUUGCUUAGAUCCAAAGGACUCUUUUUCUCAAUUUGAUAUUGGUAAGCUACUCCACCUUGCUGAACUUUAUCCGGAGGACUUUUCAUUGACUGAUCGUGCAAUACUUGAGGACCAACUUGAGACUUACAUUCAAAAUGUACGAGGUGAAUUUUCUAUGAUUGAAGAUUUGGGAAGUCUUGCUAAAAAGAUGGUUGAAACGGGGAAGAAUACAAUUUUUCCAUUGGCAUAUUGUUUGAUCGAGUUAGCAUUAGUUUUACCAGUUGCAACUGCUUCUGUUGAAAGAGUUUUUUCUGCGAUGAAAAUUAUCAAGACUGAUUUGCGUAAUAGGAUGGGGGAUGAGUGGAUGAAUGACAGUUUGGUAGUAUACAUCGAGAAGGACAUUUUUGCUACAAUUGAAAAUGAACAAAUUUUACAGCAUUUUCAACAGAUGAGCACUCGUAGGAUCCAGUUGCCUCCUCUUGUUUGUAUGUCUAGAUCGAUCUGGUGGUUCAAGUAUUAA